This is a messenger RNA of Drosophila subobscura, 3828 nucleotides long. RefSeq lists its product as uncharacterized. The record is from RefSeq and is a predicted model, not a curated record. Lineage: Eukaryota; Metazoa; Arthropoda; Insecta; Diptera; Drosophilidae. The transcript has 4 exons. Bases 134 to 2635 code for a protein of 833 amino acids. Gene Ontology annotation, cellular component: cytoplasmic vesicle membrane.
AACCAGAAAAAAAGGAACUAAAACGAAGUGAAGUAAAAGUAAGCGCAAAGCAGAAAAGCAUGCAACGGUAAAUUGCAUUGUCGUCUGUCAAGGACAAAACAAAAGGCCCUGCCAUGUAGCAGCGCGCGUGUACAUGUGUCUGUGCAAAACAGUGAGUGUACGGUUGUGUGCGUGUGCAUUGAGCGAGGCGUCAGCAGGAGCAGCGAAAACAGAAACAAAAACAAGAACAGAAUGUGACACAAAUAUCAGCAGCAGCAGAGAGAAAGCACACACUAAAGCAAAACAAAGGAACAAAUCACACACGAGGCUAAACGGAGAACAGAACGGAGGCUGCUGGCACCUACCACCCACCUCCAUCACCCUCCCUUCUCCAUCCCAUCGCAUCGAGAGGACAUUUGGCGCCAGUACGGGCAGCAGCAGAAGGAGCGACAGCGACAGAGCUGGGUGUACCAUGUGGCUUUACGCUUCGCUGCUUUCCUCCUCCUCCUCCUCCUCAUUUGCAUGCCCAUGCCCGUUGCUGGUGCUGCAGCUGGUCCUCCUGACGGUGGGCCUUCUCCCCUUGCAUGUGACGGCUCGCUUUUUGUGCGAGGGCGGACACAUCUGUUCAUUGCCGCGCGACUGCUGCACCCAGGGCUGCUGUCCUCCCUACCAGGGCGGAUCCCGACCACUGGCCCCGCCCUCGGAGCAUGUUCUUAAUCUGUUCUUCAUCAGUCACUGGUUCUUCUGGUGCGUCGUGGUUGCCAUCAUUCUGGCCAUUCUCUGUGCCUACUCGUUGUGGAAGAAGCGCCGCACUCUGUGUGGCUGGGGCUUUAACGAGCACCACACCCAGUCCGAGGGCGACUCGGCCGGCUCCUGCUAUGCCCCUCCGCAGUACAGUCGCUGCAACUCGUUCCAUCACCCGCCCCCACCAUACACAGAGGUCACGUCCAAGCCGGAUCUCUAUCCGCUUGUCUUCACCUGCAACAGCGACAAUGGCAACGGCAAGGGCAACGGCAAUGGCAGCUCCAGCUACCUUAUGGUCCAGUACUUCCGGAACUACAUUGUGCGCCCGGCGGGCUCCUUGAGCGCCGCCAGCACUGUGGACUCACUCAGCUCGAGCUUCAUUUGCAAUGCGAACGAGGCAAACACCAUGGUUCCGCCGCCGUAUUCCCGGGCAGCCAGUCCGGAUCUGGGGCUGCACCACUACCUGGCGCAUGCCCAUGUGGCCCAUGGCACCCGCAAUUCGGAUCAUACGGGUGCGCCACAGCAGCCGCUGGGCCCAGCACCGCUUACCGCAGCUGCGGCCCACCAGUAUGGACUGCCACGCUCUGCCUCACAGUUGGUCGACCCGGAUAUGUACCUGCCACGACAGACUGCGGCUAUUCAAUCGCAGUCCCAGAGCCAGUCCCAGUCACGGGCUCAUGCUCUAGCACAGGCCCAGGCCCAAGCGCACACACAGCACUAUGCCACGGUGGCUCUGGGCAGUGCGCCGGGCUGUGGUGGCGCGGCCAUGUAUAGCACGCGGCUGCAUGGCUCCCACGAGGACGGAGUCAGUGCUGGUGCAGGUGCUGGUGCUGGUGCUGGUGUGGGCUACCUACAGUCCCAGAGCGAUCAGCAUUUUCGCUACAUGGCCAACAGCAGCAGCAGCCUCAGUGAUAUCUUCGUGAACAACAGCUGCGUGGCUGGCCUGGGUGGAGCAGCAGGAGGCCCCAGCCUGGACAGUGUGGCCGCCACACAGGCCGCAUCCCUCUGCAGCCUGGCAGUCGGCGGCGGCAGCUGCAGCGGCGGCUGCGGCGGUACACCGGUACUCUUCAGCAAUGGCUGCAUUCAGCCAAAUCCCCUGCACAGCCUGGAGAACUGCUGCCAGCAUUCAGCGGUCGGAAAGGGUGACCGCGGCGGUGGCCCCAACUCAGGUGUGGGGCCAGUGGGCACUGCCAGCACAGCGUCGGGUGUGAGCAGUCUGGCCAAUGUCGGGACACCAGGCUCACCGCCACAGGCCACCAGUCCCACCGGGGAGGUGCGCGAGAUUCUCGACCAAAUUCGUCACUUGCAGGCGGGCGUCAGCUACGAACAUCUCCUGUUGAGCGGGACGGGCAUGGGCAUGGGCAUGGGAAUGGGAAUGGGUGCGAAGCCACGACUCCAGCACACGCUGUCCACGCCCUCAUCCUCGCAGGCCCCACAGCCCACAGCGAUGUCGGUCUCUGUCUCUGCCUCUGGCUCCAGCGCAGUCUCCGCUGCCGGCAAGAGUAAAAAGUUCUUUGGCUCGAACAAGAUGCCGCCGCCUCCGAACAAGGCCCUGUACAUACCGAUGGCAGCCAUGGGCGGCGGAAUGGGCACGGCGCAGCGCUGCCUGCUCAAGAGCCCCGUCAGCAGCGUGGUUAGUGGCGCCAGCUUCUUCGUGAAUCGAGGGCGCGUGGCGCGCAAGGGCUGGAUCACACGCUCGGCACCCACUACGCCGGGCAGCGCCUUGCCACCCAAUCGGCUGGGCGACGAUAGCCCGCUGCUGCUCAAUGAGCACGAUGAGGAUGCCAUUGACGAUGACGAGGGAUUGGACACCGAAACGGAGACAGAAACAGAAGCGGAGGCCCACGAGCAACGAGGCCAGGGAAAUCGUCAGCCGCCGCAUCGUAACCAUCGGCAUGGCCAGCUUGAAUAAUAAUAACAAUAAUGAUAGAAGGUGCAGGCAGUUUGCAGGCAACCAGUACAGAAUGGCUGGGAACCCAAGGAUCCUUAAACAUCGAUCGAUCAAACAAACUGCCUUCUGUGAGCAAAGUUUUUAUUUGAAGAAAAGAAAGCAUUAACGCCGCAUGGACAAUGUCUUCGGAUUCAGGUGUCUUCAGUUCACAAUUAAGACCGACAAAAACCAAAUAACUUUUUAGAUAUUAAAACAAAGAACAAGUCGUAAUGUUUCGUUUAUUCAAUGUUACUUCAAAAUGUUGGUUUUUAUACUCGUGUGCCCUGGAACUACGAACAAUUGCACAAAAGAUUUAGAAGUGUGUCUGGUACAUACAUAGUACAUACAUACAUACAUGUGUACAUAAUGUAUACAUAUGUAUGUGCGCUCUGCUCUCGGAUUCAUUAAGUUAAAAGUUUUGUAAUUAUAUUUUAAGAUACGACAACAGCCCGACGCGAAACGAUGAGAGGACUGCUUGAAGAAAUACUUCAAAUGCUUUCAAAUAUGUAUGUACGAUUAUGUAUGUAUUUAUGUAAACCUGUGCAGACCUGUUCGAGGGAGAAUACAUAAUAAAUAAACAAACAAAGACUAAGCUAAGCGAACAGUAUGUAGGGCGCAAAGGGCUCGCUUGAAUGCAGCAGUGCCUUUUCAAAUUAAUAUAAACUAAAGCCAAGACAGACACAGCGCUGGGCACAACACACACACAAAAGAUGGCAGAAUCAAAUAUACAAAAAUCAAAAAUAAAUUAAAGCAGCAGCGAAACGAAUCUACAGACAUAGAACAAUCCAAUGAACAAGGCAAUAUUUAAAUAAAACUCUGCUUAAGCAUUAGACAGAUGUUUGCAUAAUACAGCAACAGAAAUAUACAUACAUAAAUAUACAUAGAGAAGUAGAAUUAAGGGUAAGGAAUUUUACAGUCCCAUUGUCCAUCGAUUUGGCACUUCAGUUUUCGUUUUCUUAGCUCAGCUUAUUCGUCAUCAAAUCAGUUUCAUACCCAAUGCGGCCCGUACUUAUAUUUACAUGCAAGCAUAAUUCAUUAAUUAACUAGCAAAGCGAACUAAAAAGCGUUCAAUGCAUAAAGCUCCAGAAACAAAAUAACAAGAAGCGAAUUGUUGUAAAGCAAACGAAAAAGAAAAACAUUUACAAAGAUGAGAAUAAAUACAUUAAACGAAGGAA